UGAAUGUGGAAGCACCUGAUCCUGUGGAAUGAUCCGCCUGUGUGUAAAUGCCCACACGAUGGUGCAGUUUGUGAGGGUUGGAAUGAUGGAGGGUUGAAGUUGAGGGUUCAUGUCUCACACACACACACACACACACACACACACACACACAGAGCUAACAUGAAUCUGUCAAAAUAGUGCACCGAGUUCUGGAAAACCCUGUUACACACACAAAACAACCGCAGCUUUUGUGAAAUUGCGAAACAAAUCGCUUACAAAAGAGGAAAAGAAUCUUUUUCUGGGGACCACUGUAGUGUGGAAUGUAGAAGGGCGUAGAUCAGAGUAGAGGUGCCUGGAUGAUCUCCGGCGGCACCCGGUUGACCCAGGAACCCGAUGGCGGCCAGCUGACCUUUGAACUUCGCCCGCCAGGAUGAUGUCGGUCAGAGAGCGACUCCGCGAGAACAUCUCGGCCGCCUUCUACCGGCACGGCCUGCUCUGCGCUUCCUACCCAGUUCCCAUCAUCCUCUUCACCUCUGCCAGCAUCCUGGCCUGCUGUUACCCCCUGUUGAAGUUGCCUCUCCCAGGAACAGGUCCUGUGGAGUUCACCACGGGGGUGAAGGAUUACUCCGUCCCGUACCAUGAUCCUCAGAGUGACCUGGGCGAGCGUCCUGAUUGGUACCACGGUGCUCCAGUCGCUUACAUCCAGCAGGUGUUGGUGAAGGCGGCCGUGUCCCCGUGGGACAGCAGCUUGGUCCCCGUGGACGUGUUCCGCUCGCCGCUCGGCCGAGUCUUCAGCCUCCUGGAGGAGAUCCGCGAUCACGUUUAUGCCGACAGAGGUCUGGAGUCUCUGUGUCUCCAGGUGACAGAGCUGUUGCCGGGGUUACGCCUCAUGCAGUCGGUGCUUCCCCAACACGGCUGCUUGCUGGUUUCCCCCGGCAACUACUGGCAGAACCGGCAGGACGUGUUUGACUCGGAUCCGGACAUCCUAAAGACUGUCCAGCAACACGAACCCAAAGGCUUGCACACGUCCGCUACACUGAAAGACCUGCUGUUUGGGGUUUCAGGGAAAAGCACAGGCGUCAGUCUGUACAGUAAAAAGCGAGUGGUCACCUACACCAUCACCAUCGCCUUCAGCAGUUACGACUCCAGGUUUGUAGGCAGCCUGCGUGCCCGUCUGAAACAUCUCCACCCGUCUGUGAACUGCAGCUUGCGUGAGGAUCACAUGGUGCACAUCCACUUUAAGGAGGAGAUCGGCAUCGCUGAGCUGAUCCCCCUCGUCACCACCUACAUCAUCCUGUUCGCCUACAUCUACUUCUCCACCCGGAAGAUCGACAUGGUGAAAUCUAAAUGGGGUUUGGCGUUGGCUGCCGUGGUAACAGUACUCAGUUCCCUGCUCAUGUCUGUAGGACUCUGCACUCUGUUUGGCCUCACACCCACACUCAACGGAGGGGAGAUCUUCCCAUAUCUCGUGGUCGUGAUCGGGAUUGAGAACGUUCUGGUCCUCACCAAGUCCGUGGUCUCGACUCCUGUGGACCUGGAGGUCAAACUUCGAAUUGCACAAGGUCUCAGCAGUGAGAGCUGGUCCAUCAUGAAGAACAUGGCUACUGAGCUGGUCAUCAUCCUGAUUGGAUACUUUACUUUAGUUCCUGCUAUUCAGGAGUUCUGUCUAUUCGCCGUGGUGGGUCUCGUCUCGGAUUUCUUCCUGCAGAUGUUCUUCUUCACCACCGUGCUCUCCAUUGACAUUCGCCGCAUGGAGCUGGCUGAUCUGAAUAGACGUCUCCCAGCCGAGGCAGGGAUGCCUCCUCCUAAACCCGGCCCCCUACGCCAUCGAGAAACCCCACCCCCUCCUCGCCCUUCUCCCCACACCAUCACGCUUCAGGCCCCGGCAUUUAGGAACCUGCGCUUACCCAAGAGGCUGCGCGUGAUCUACUUCCUGGCACGUACGCGUCUGGCACAACGCAUCAUCAUGGUCGGCACUGUGAUCUGGAUCGGGAUUUUGGUGUACACCGACCCGGCCGGUCUGAGGACCUACCUGGCUGCUCAGGUGUCUGAACAGAGCCCUUUAGGGGAGGCGGGGCUUCCUCCUCACCUGGGUGUGGCUCCGAUGUUUCCAGGUGGAGACCCAACCAGCACCUUGAGUGUACUUCCGGCUCCAGAUCCCACCCCUGUGCCCGAGAACCAAUCACAGGGAGCGGCUGCCCCAGGUCCUGUCCCAUUGGUCAGCCCUCAGAUCACAUGGGGUUCAGAGGAUGAGGAGGUGUGGAGGCGGCUGUCGUUCCGUUACUGGCCCUCACUCUUUGGCUACUAUAACAUCACACUGGCGAAGAGGUAUAUCAGCAUCCUGCCCGUCAUCCCCGUCACGCUGCACCUGAGCCCUCAGGAAGCCAUCGAGACACGACACCCUCAGGAUACCCAGCAUGCACCACGGGUCAGCGCCAGAACCACGCAGCUCCAAACCGACCUCACACUCUACAAGGUCGCUGCACUGGGUCUCUUUGCUGGGGUUGUCCUGGUUCUCCUGCUCUUCUGUCUCUAUCGUGUCCUCUGUCCUCGUAACUACGGGCAAAACGGAGUCCAACAUGGCCGCCGUCGCCGUGGAGACCUGCCCUGUGACGAGUAUGGCUACUCGCCACCAGUCAGCGAGAUCUCACCACUACUGCUGAGAGGACAUAGCAUGGAUAUUGAGUGUUUAGCGAGUGAUGGUAUGCUGCUGGCCAGCUGCUGUUUAGCAGGACAGAUUCGUGUUUGGGACGCACAGACCGGGGACUGUCUCACUGUCAUACCUAAUAAUGGUUUGAGGAGGAGCAGCAGUAGUGGAUGUUGGGAUCAGCGUGACGGCUGGGAUCACUACGACCCUGACUCCUCCCACAGGGCGGAGUCUGGCACCACGUCCACGCCGGUCAGCGAGUAUGCGGUGCGUCGGAGGCCGACCCGCCCCGCCCUGUUUGUGGACCAGCCGGACCUCACGCCGCUGAUCGACACCAACUUCAGCGAGAUGCCCCCCUCACACGUGCCCUCCGACUGCGGCUUUGACUUUGGAGGCCUGGUGGAAAAAGCGUAUAAAGAGCACGAGGCCACGUCGCCGACGGCAACCGUGCCCACACCGCCUCCCCUGACUCCUCCCACUCCCCCGGCCCCGGCCACUGAGAGGCUGCGUGUACCAUCGGGAGACUGGGAAAGUUCAGUGUGGUCCAUGGAGCUCAGAGGAAACCUGAUCGCUGUAGGGAGGAGCAACGGCAAACUGGAGUUAUGGGAUGCUGUGGAGGGACUGCUGCGGUGCUGCAAUGAAGACGGAUCCUCAGGAAUCACCGCCCUGGCGUUCCUUAACAAUAGGAUUGUUGCCGCUCGUCUGAACGGUUCUCUUGAUUUCUUUACCGUGGACAUCAACAAACCGCUGGGUUUACUGCAGCACCGAGGACCCCCGAGUCAUAGCAGUCUGCCGCCUUCGCCCUGUUACAGCAGCGACGAUGCAAUUAGCUGUCAGCUAACACGCUCAGUUCAGUGCGCUCACCAGAAACCCAUCACUGUGCUCAAAGCUGCAGCAGGGCGAGUCGUCACUGGCAGCCAGGACCACACCGUCAGGGUGUAUCGUCUGGAGGAUUCCUGCUGCCUCUUUACUCUGCAGGGUCAUUCAGGUGGCAUCACUGCAAUUUACAUAGACCAGACGAUGGUCCUGGCCAGUGGGGGGCAGGACGGUGCCAUCUGCCUAUGGGAUGUCUUGACGGGCAGUCGUGUGAGCCAUGUUUACGGUCACCGAGGUGAUGUGACAUCACUGGUCUGCACGACUUCUUGUGUGAUCAGCAGCGGGUUAGACGAUCUCAUCUGCAUCUGGGACCGAAGCACCGGCAUCAAGCUUUACUCCAUACAGCAGGAAGUGGGAUGCGGCGCAAGCCUGGCCGUGAUUUCCGAGAGUUUAUUGGUGACCGGAGGUAACGGCUGUGUGUCUUUCUGGGACCUGAAUUACGGGGACCUGCUGCAGACGGUGUAUCUGGGGCAGAACAGCGAGGGGCAGCACGUACGCCAGCUCCUUGUCCUCGAGAACGCUGCCAUCGUGUGUGACUUCGGCAGCGAGCUCAGCCUUGUCUACGUGCCCUCCGUAUUGGAGAAGCUGGACUAAACACACACACAAAUGGAUGUUUGGAAACGAGUGUGUGUGAGAUGAACUGUUGUCUCCGCUUGGGCCUGAUCAAUCCCGCAUCAAUGUUUUUACUUCAUGGUUCCUUCAGGAAAAGCAGGAAAUUGCAAUUUGGACAGAAUUUGUAUGUGUGUGUAUGUGUGUGUGUGUGUGUGUGUACAAGCUUUGGGUUUUUUUUUAUUUAAAAAGAAAAUGCCAGUAAUAGGAGAGAAAUAGGGCAUGAUUUUGUGUGUGUGUGUGUGUGUGUGUGUGAGAGAGAUUGUGUAGCUGCUGUUUUUUUUUUUCUAACAGAAGACCUUUAGAGCUUUUUUAUAUUUUUUUUGCUAGAAAAAGUCUUAAAAUAAAUUAAAAUCGCAGUGUAUUUGUACUUCGCAGGGCGACGGGACGCUAGACAUCGCUGCCUGAAGACAGAGGCGUGAGUGUGUGUGUGCGUGUGUGUGGGUGGGUGGGGGUUGUAGAAGUUUACAUAGAAAAUACCUGCUGAUAUGUGUGCGCGUUUGUGCGUGUGUGUGUGUGCGCGUGUCGAUGAGGCUUACUGUAACGAGAGGACGUGUAAAGGAGGAGUGCGGCGCGAGUGUCGAGGGAGACGUGUCACUUUUUAAUAUUUAAAAAGCAAUUGAUUAUUUAUUAGUGAUAAAUUCUAACCGUUUUACGGAAAUACUAAACUUUUAUUAUUUUAUUGUCGGGUUUUUCAUGUGUAAAAAAAAAAAGCACUGACUAAUUGCAAUUUCAUUAUAUUAUAAUGUUUAUUCGGACAGCGAGGCUCUGCUUUCUUUCAUCCUGAACGUGAGUUUCUCCUUCUCCAAACGAAAACAAUGCACUGUAGGUUCAAAGGUUUGUGGACACCUAAACAUAGGAUUCCUGCUUUUUUUUUUUUUUUUAACAUCCCAUUCCACAUUUGGUCCCCUUUAUUAUCUAGCUGUUAAAAUAACCUCCACUCUUCUGGGAAGAUGUUCCACUAGAUUUUGGAGUGUGUAUGUGAAGAUUCAUUCAGCCACAAGGUACUGAAGUAGGUGAUCGUGAUGCUGGAACAGGUUUUGGGUCUCCUAGUUCGCGUAAGUUCACGUGAGUUAACGUGUCCUAUACAAUUGUGUGCCUCCAGGUUUGUGGGAACAGUUUGGGGAAGAAUCACGUGCGGGUAGAAACGUUGGGUUUUACCGUGAGAUACGGCAUGAAAUUGUUUCGGAUGUUUUUGACGGCACGGCCGAAUCCGAUCUGAUUUAUCAUCCUUAGAUCUACAUCGCAAACAUCCAUCACAUACAGCAGGAUUAUUUGAACAUGAUCACUUUGCUGCACCUGAAAUCUGCGCUCGUAUCCUGAUUUAUCUGCCCAACACGUGCUUUUAAUUCAUUCUGAGUAAAAAUGUACUUUAUUUUUAUUUUUUAAACGAUUGAUAUUGAUGGCGUCUCUUCACUGAUUUAUCGGCCCGUCCAUAUCGGUAUCUUUCUCUGUAUUUGAUCAUGUUUUUUUGUUUAUUGUAGAAACAGCUACGAGCAGCUCGUGCCACACUCGGAGGUUAGGGACGUACCGGUUAUCAGUUACGGUGAUCUUUAUGCUGAUGGUUUCUACAGGAGGAUCGAAGCUGACCUUCUCACCACAGCACAGGUUCGAGGAUAAUAACGACACACGUGAGGAAGGGACAUGGGUUUGUAGCCAAACUGGACAGAUUUUCUUCCCUCUCUGGAAAAACAGUGACUGUUAGCAUACGUUUGUUCGUUAGCACGAAAAAAAAAUAGCUGCUUAGCGCAAAUCUGUUCAUUUGCUAACGCGGUUGUUUGUACAUUCGAGGCAUUUUCACGCUGCGAUAUUAACUAUGUUGUAGACAGAGCAAAAUGUUUCCCUUUUAUUUAUUUCAUUUUUAUUUAAGUUUUUUUUCUUUGAGUUCUGGAGAUCGUCCCAGAGGGCGCGGUUCCUUUCGAAACACUACGUGUAUAAAUGUAAAGCGUUUUGCUGGUGAAAGAGCAGAACAUUUCUGGUAUAAAGCUUCUUUUGAAAUUUUCAGUCUCACGCCCUUACGCACCGAGUAGAAACGCACAAAUACGCCACAGACGUGUUCAACUGUUAGCAAUAUGUGAAUGUAAACAUUAAGCAGAGUUGCUACAUGGACAGGUUUGGGUGUGAGUGUGUGUGCAGGCGGUUAGAUUCCAAAGCUGUGCAAUUUGUUGGCAGAAAUGUGAACGUUUUUUAUGUUUCUUUUUCUGUGGGUUUUUAGACGACCUGAGGGUGAGAGUAGCACAGAUACUGGGGUUAUUAAUGAUGAUGAUUAAAAAAAAUGUGCUAUGACCAAAAAGUUGCUUUCUGGUGACCGGGAAGGAUUUAAAGGUAAACCGUUUCCUGGCACUUGUGUGUUUGGUGUCUAAAGUCUCAGUUUUACAGGUGUGUGAAAUGUACCUUCCAUUCCAAACACCUGGACCAGGGCCUGAUUUGGGGUUGAUUUUCUAAGAAUUUCAUAAAUAACAGUGACAUCAUUAUCAUCAUCAUCAUCAUAAUAAUUACAGCCAUAACAAUGCACUUUUUAAGUUCAGCACAAAAAAAAUCGUAGUCUUUGAGUCCAGUAGUUCAGAUCAGCUGUAGCUAAAUAACUGACCAAUCCGGUCACAGAGAAAGAGGUUUAAAACAUCUGGAAAACAAACUAAACACAGAUUCAGGUCUCUCUUGUGUAAUUCAGGGCCCACAACCAAUCAGCUGUAGGUCGUCUUGGUGCCAAAGAUUUUCUGAGGUACCAAAAAAAUUGCACUGGCACCUUUUGGACCAGACGAGUGGAGAAAACGAGAUUGACGGAAAAAUUACCGUACACUUUUCUGGUGCUGAAGACUUGUGAGGACAUUCUUCCGACUGGUCGGAAAAGUACAUUAUUUGGUUUCCGAUUGUAGAAAAUUGGGAAGUACAAACAUGUUUGGGGGAGAUAUCAUAUCACUUUGGUUCUACGUCAGUUGUCUUCUGACACCUCAUCCAGAAUGCGGAACCUUCAUGUAACGAAAAACCAAUCGGAAUGUUUUUUUUUUUUUUACUGAUACUCCAGGUGUUGAAUUACAUCUGUGCGGUCUGUAACAGGUGGAGGUCUGAUUUAGACAGUAGUGCGUCGUGUUGAACAAUAUACAGAUUUUUCACCUUCAUCGUCCCAAAAUAACACCCGAAUGCUGUAACGUCUCACGGUAUGUAAAGUAAAGAGAUUUAAAGGAGGACGUUGUAACUAAUAUUCUAUUUUUUUCCAUCAGGGAAAAGAUCUUUGUACUAAUUUGUUAAUAAAAUAUCUUGGUUA
Silurus meridionalis is the source of this 7376-nucleotide messenger RNA. RefSeq names its product SREBF chaperone. Gene Ontology annotation, molecular function: sterol binding; protein binding. The record is from RefSeq and is a predicted model, not a curated record. Gene Ontology annotation, biological process: SREBP signaling pathway. Gene Ontology annotation, cellular component: Golgi membrane; endoplasmic reticulum membrane. Bases 410 to 4096 code for a protein of 1228 amino acids. The transcript has 24 exons. NCBI's taxonomy places the organism in Eukaryota, Metazoa, Chordata, Actinopteri, Siluriformes, Siluridae.